This is a messenger RNA of Lingula anatina, 783 nucleotides long. Its product is annotated as signal recognition particle 14 kDa protein. NCBI's taxonomy places the organism in Eukaryota, Metazoa, Brachiopoda, Lingulata, Lingulida, Lingulidae. Gene Ontology annotation, biological process: SRP-dependent cotranslational protein targeting to membrane. Gene Ontology annotation, molecular function: 7S RNA binding; endoplasmic reticulum signal sequence receptor activity. Gene Ontology annotation, cellular component: signal recognition particle, endoplasmic reticulum targeting. The record is from RefSeq and is a predicted model, not a curated record.
AUGAAAAUAAAAUACACAAGAACUACACAGGUGGCAAGAUGGUACUACUGGAGAACGAUGCUUUUCUUAGUGAACUCACGAGACUUUAUCAAAAGGCCAAACCAUCUGGAUCCGUGGUGGUUACAAUGAAGAGAUAUGAUGGUCAGAAUAAACCAAAACCAAAAGUAAAGAAAUCUACAUCACAUCCUGAAGAAAUUGACUACAAAUGUCUCUUCAGAGCAACAGUGGGAAAUAAAAAGAUUUCAACAGUAGUUACACACAAGGACGUUACAAAAUUUCAAAUGGCAUAUGCAAAUGUAUUAAAGGCAAAUAUUGAUGGACUUAAAAAGAAAGCCAAGGGCAAAUCAAAGACAAAAGCAACUAAAGAAUAAUAGACCUCAUUCAUUUCAACUAAAGAUAUUAACUAGGAGGCAAGCAUUCAAUAUGGAUGCUCAUCUUUCUUUGCAAGAUACAUUUAAUGAGAAAUACAAGGAUGGAUUCAAAGUCUCUUUUUUUAACUUCAAAGUUAUGCAGUUAACAAGGCAGAAAUAACAUUUUUUCAGCUUUUGUUUUUUUUUUUUUUAUGUUUUGGAUCCUUGCUGAUUUCAGACUGCACUUUUCAAGUGCAAACUUGAUCUAGUAUUAUCAGAUUUUUUCACUUUUAUUAUUUUCAACAAUUAUUUAUAUUAUUUAGUAAAUGUAUAAUAUUGAAUGGAUGGAAUAAGUAGAUGCUAUCUAACUGUAUGGUUAUAAGUUAUAAGUAAUAUCUAUAUUAUUUCAAAUAAAUUUAAUUGUUAGAAUCAA